UAAAACUUUAAAGUUUAGUAUAACCAUAUAUAGUACAGAAGUAUAAAUUUUUAUCUGAUAGUUUCAAUUAAAAAAAGUCUAUCAAUCAAAGUUACUUUUCAUAUCUGAUAACUUUAUAGAAGCAAUUUUUCAAGCAAUUAUACCAAUACAAAUUUGCAUGUUAAGAUGGAAGAAAAACACAGAAAAGCAAUACAAAAUAAUUUUGUUCCCCUGGUUGAACAAACAGAUCUCGAUCAUAUGGUAACAGCUUUAUACGAAAAAGGUGUAUUUUCUGAGCAAAUGAUUGAACCCUAUAAGGAUACCAGUAAGCAUCCUAGAGUUCGCAAGCGUGAACUGUACAUGGACAUCACGAGACGUGGCCCAGAAGCCUUUGGACACUUACUGGAUGUUCUUUCUGAUGCUGGCUAUUGGGACCUUGUCCGAGAACUUGACCCAAAUAGCUCCCUGCAUACAAGAAGAACAAAAGUAUCAGUCCCUAGUACCACUGUGCCAAACGAUAACAAUUAUGUUAGUAUAAGCACUGAGAAGAAAAAAACAAAAACAAGGCCUGAUGAUAAUAAAAAUAUGCUUUCAGAUGAAGCACCAAUUAUUAGCAUGGAGGCAAAUUAUUUAAAUUCCGAUCCUUAUUAUCAUGUGGUUCAAAAGUCCACAAAAUUCUUUGAAGAUGGGGAUGAUAUAAAGUUGUAUCGCACCAGGGGGCGAAGUCGCGGCAUUCUUGUUGUAUUGAGCUACAUUGAGUUUGCAUUCAAUAUAGAGGAGUACAGGAAAGGUGUGGAUGUAGACUGUCAGAAACUCAAGUACCUGUUCCCAGAGAUGGGCUUCAAAGUGCUCUCUUACAAUAAUCUCACUUUAGAUGAAACGCUGAAAACGUUGACAUAUCUAAAGGAAGUGAUAGUGAAUGUAGAGUGCGUGUUCAUCGUGGUGUCGUCGCACGGCUACGAGCGGCCGGCCACCUCGGACACGGACAUCCGCUGCUCGGACGGCAGGCUCAUCUCCAGCCAUGAGAUCAUUGAGCACUUCAGCAAUAAGAACUUCCCAGCGCUGCACGGGAUACCCAAGGUGUUCAUCUUUCAGCUGUGCCGCGGCUCCAACAAGGACUACAUAGAGGGUCCAAUCCACUUCACAAACCCAGAAGACGUGGGCGCUGGAGCGCAGUGGGACGGGCGCGUGAUCGGCGCGGAACGAAGCGAAGCGAACGCGGAGCGGGGCGAAGCGGGGCGCGGUGCGGUGUGCGACGCGCGCGGGCUCGCCGCCGCGCCGCCACGCUCGCCUGCUGCCAAGCGGGACAGACUGUAUUCCGAUAUACUCAUUGCACAUUCCACAUUACCGGGCACGGUGUCGUACCGCGACCCGGCGCUGGGCUCGUGGUACAUCCAGGCGCUGUGCGAGGUGUUCGCGGCGCGGGCGCACGACUGCCACGUGGAGAAGCUGUUCAAGCUCGUGGACAAGCGGCUGCACGCGCGCUUCCGCGUGCAGACCAGCUCCGUGGACAACUGGGGCUUCAACCGCCGGCUCUACCUGCACCCCGGCCUAUAUGAGGACGAGCCGUGAUAUCAGACAGACCAUGGGAGCUUUCUAAGAGAUUUUAUGAAGAAUGACAUGGUGCUAAGUGGUCCUUUGGAUGGAUAAAUGCUGUACGAACGGAAAUAUCAAUGAUCUUCAAAUAAUAUCUAGUACAUAUUAUACAGGGUUACUUGUAAAACACCGGCAACCUCGCAGGACAAGAUAGCUAACAUCAUAUGCAACAACAUUUGUUCUACGACUUUUGAU
Colias croceus (clouded yellow) is the source of this 1770-nucleotide messenger RNA. It is a transcript of the gene Dronc, whose product is annotated as caspase Dronc. Lineage: Eukaryota; Metazoa; Arthropoda; Insecta; Lepidoptera; Pieridae. Gene Ontology annotation, molecular function: cysteine-type endopeptidase activity. The transcript has 9 exons. The record is from RefSeq and is a predicted model, not a curated record. Bases 166 to 1551 code for a protein of 461 amino acids. Gene Ontology annotation, biological process: regulation of apoptotic process; proteolysis.